AUGUGUGUGGUGUGGAAUGCAGGAGUCAUCACGACCAAGGAGGCCUUGUCUGGCUUCUCUAACUCAGGCAUGCUUGCCGUCGGCGUCCUGUUCGUGGUCGUCCAGGCCAUCGAGCGUUCGCAGCUUGCGCCAUGGGCAGCGAAGCAUGUGUUUGGAAUGAGAACAGGCAUUCGGUCUGGCUUGUUCAGACUCUGCACGAUGUGCUUCUUUCUAUCUGCCUUCCUCAACAACACCCCAGUCGUUGCCCUGCUCACUCCCAUCACGAGAGACUGGGCCCGCACCCGCGGCUUCCCUCCUUCCCUCUUCCUCAUCCCCUUGAGCUUCAGCACCAUCCUCGGAGGCCUCCUCACCAUCAUAGGGACUUCGACGAACCUGGUGGUCGCAGCCCUGGCAGAGAACUUCGGGCUGGAGAAACCUGGCUUCUUCGAGAUCGGAUACAUCGGGCUGCCGACGGGCAUCCUGGGGGUGAUUUAUCUGGUGCUGUUCGGGCCGUUGCUGCUGCCAAGAGCUGGAGGAAUGUUCAGGUACAUGCAGGACAAGAACAAAGAGCUUAUCACUGAGGUGACGCUGACUGGGGAGUUUCCCUUCGUCGGGCAGCCAGUCGACAAGGCGCUUGCCAACCUCUCCAUCCAUCGAGACGCUCUGAUCAAGAUCAGGAGGGGCAUCAUGGGGCAGUUUGCGUCCUUGGGCGCGGAGCCCCAUCCUCCAAGCGAGGGUCCAGCAGCACCGGAGGAGGGAGGAGGGGAGGAGGGAGGGAGCCGAGCCGUGCCCCGCCGCUCCAACUGGAUCGACAUCUACCCUGUGCCGCAGAACGAGCUCCUGCAGGCGGGAGACACGCUGUUCUUCAGCGGGGGGAGGACAACGAUGAUGAAGCUGCAUGCGGAGGCCUACCGCGGGCUGGUCAUCCUCAAGGGAGACGUUCCUGACCUGGCGCAGGAUGGGAUGAAAUUCUUCGAGGUUGUGCUGAGCAACAGGAACGCCUUUGUGGGAGAUGUCGUAGCGCACUCGAGCUUCAGUCAGUUCUACGGCUGCAGCAUCCUGGCGCUCAGGAGGAAAGGUCGGUCAUCCCAGCCCAUCUCCACCUUAGAGAGCAGGCCCCAGGACGAGAACGCCAGCAGGACCAGCCUCAGCAACCGCAGGAGGAUCUACGGGGAGCUCGAGCACGAGAGGGAAGCGAGCUUGCCUCUCGACGACAUCACUGUAGAGCAUGCUGACGCCAGCAUGGGCGACGACGAGGACGCAGAGGUUCACUGCCGCGAGCCCCCGCUGGAGGUGUCGGAGAGUCACCUCAACGCCGGAGACGUCAUCCUCGCCUUGGCUCCAGCAGAGUUCGCGGAGAAAUGGACUGACUCCGACGACUUCCUCAUGAUCACCGAGCUAGGAGCCGUUGCUGCUCCUCCUACUCCCUUCGACUACUUCCCGCUCCUCGUCUUCAUCGGCAUGGUCGUCUGGGUAGUCGCCGCCAGCCCCAACGUCGACAUGGUCCAGUCGGCCAUGACGGCGGCGGCGCUGCUGGUAGCGGGAGGAUGGAUCGACGCCAAGAAGGCGGCCGGGUACGUGGCAUGGGAACUGAUGCUCCUGAUCGGGUCCAUGCUGGGAAUGAGCACGGCGAUCACCAGCUCGGGUCUAGCUGACAUAGUGGGGACGGCGAUGAAGAACGCGGGGAUGAGUCCCUUGGGGAGUCUGUUCCUGGUGUAUGGGAUCACCACAGUCAUGACGGAGAUUACCACUAACAACGCUGCCGCCGGGCUGAUCUUUCCUCUUGCCAUCGACGUGGCUUACAAGCUCGGCAUCUCGUACAAGCCCUUCAUGUUCACAGUGAUGUCGGCAGCGUCGGCGAGCUUCAUCACGCCCAUCGGAUAUCAGACCAAUAUGAUGGUCUGGGGUCCUGGCGGCUACACUUACUUCGACUUCAUGAAGAUCGGAAUCCCUCUCAAUAUCCUUCACAUGAUAACCACUUGCCUGCUGGUCAAUCAGUUCUGGAAGUUCGACGAGGCUAUUCAGUGGCCUGCCAGCAUUCACAAGUGA
This is a messenger RNA of Guillardia theta CCMP2712, 2028 nucleotides long. RefSeq lists its product as hypothetical. Gene Ontology annotation, cellular component: plasma membrane. Lineage: Eukaryota; Cryptophyceae; Pyrenomonadales; Geminigeraceae. Bases 1 to 2028 code for a protein of 675 amino acids. The transcript is spliced from 3 exons. Gene Ontology annotation, biological process: transmembrane transport. The record is from RefSeq and is a predicted model, not a curated record.